Aureococcus anophagefferens is the source of this 519-nucleotide messenger RNA. RefSeq lists its product as hypothetical. The transcript has a single exon. The record is from RefSeq and is a predicted model, not a curated record. The annotation marks the transcript as partial. Lineage: Eukaryota; Pelagophyceae; Pelagomonadales; Pelagomonadaceae.
AUGGCGUCCUCCAAGUCCUUGCCCGCGGUGUGCCUGCGGGCCUGCUACGCCGUCACGCUCGGCCUCCUCAUGUGCGUCGACGGCGUCGUCUGCAAGCUCGCGCUGAUCACGCCGGACUGGCUCGUGGCCCGCGAGAAGCGCGAGGGUUUGGCGCUCGUCCUGUCGCACUACGCCUUCGCCGCGGCGCUGUCGCUGUCGCCGUGGAUCCGCGUCGUCGCCGACGGCGACCUGGGCCCCGUCUGGGCCGACGUCGUCGGCCACAUCCGCGACGAGGCCGACGCGCGGCCGCUGUUCCUCGUCGGAAAUCACACGUCGUUCCUCGACACGGUGCUCACGGUGGCCAAGGCGCCCAUCGCGCUCAUCUACCGCAGCCGGACCUACGUGAGCUCCCAUUUGCUGUCCAUGCCCGUCCUCGGCACGGUCAUCAACGCCAUGGGCCUCUUCACGGUGAACUUCCGCGCGAGGACGGCCGACGACUACUCCGUCGACAAGGAAGCCAUGGCGAAGAUGCAGCUCCGC